AAGCAAGAUCAAGUUCAAAGAGGGAAACGAGCUGCGAACGUCACGCUGGAUAUUUUAACUGAACAAGAUGGCGGAGCGCAGUGGCUGGAGAAAUCGGGAUUUCUUGGGCACAAAUCAUAUAAGUAACAGUUUUGACGAAGUUAUGACUGGGGUAGAGGAGGUGCCACUGUGUCAUCCUUCUCAUGAUUCAAGCAGGGUGGAUGAGUUAAGCCCUGACACAAACGGAGUUGCUCCAUGUGCUGUGGAGGAAGAUCUCAAACCUGUGGAGGAAGAGCUAUUCCCAGAAGGAGCUCGACCCAUACAGAUAGUUGUUGCAAAUCAGGAUGACCAUAAAUUUGAAUUAGAUGCUGGGGCGUUGGAGAAGAUCCUAAUGCAAGAUCAUAUCAAGGACCUCAAUGUGGUUGUGCUCUCUGUGGCUGGUGCUUUUCGCAAGGGCAAAUCCUUCCUGCUAGACUUCAUGCUACGCUAUUUCCACAAUCAGUCAUCGGAGUCAUGGAUGGGAGGAGAUGAUGAGCCACUAACAGGUUUCUCCUGGAGGGGGGGUUGUGAGAGAGAGACAACAGGAAUACAGGCCUGGAGUGAAGUGUUUGUGGUGGAAAAGCCUGAUGGCAGUAAGGUUGCUGUCUUGCUGGUUGAUACUCAGGGAGCUUUUGACAGUCAGUCCACUAUUAAAGACUGUGCUACAGUUUUUGCCCUUAGCACUAUGACGAGCUCCAUACAGGUUUAUAAUCUUUCACAGAAUAUUCAAGAAGAUGACCUUCAGAAUCUCCAGCUUUUUACAGAAUAUGGUCGCUUGGCAAUGGAGGAGGUCUAUGAAAAACCAUUUCAGAAACUACUGUUUCUGAUCAGAGAUUGGUGUUACCCCUAUGAGCAUGACUAUGGACUUGAUGGAGGGAAUAACUUCUUGGAACGGCGACUACAGGUGAAACAGAACCAGCAUGAAGAGCUACAGAAUGUGAGGAAGCACAUCCACUCAUGUUUCUCAAGCAUCGACUGUUUUCUACUGCCUCACCCAGGCCUGAAGGUUGCAACUAAUCCCUACUUUGAUGGCAGACUGAGAGAUAUUGAUGGGGAUUUUAAGAAGGAGCUGCAGAACCUGGUGCCUUUACUACUGGCCCCUGAGAACCUGGUGGAGAAAGAGAUUAAUGGUGCCAAGGUUACAUGCAGGGACCUACUGGAGUAUUUCAAGGCAUACAUCAAAAUCUACCAAGGCGAGGAGCUCCCUCAUCCAAAGUCUAUGUUACAGGCAACUGCUGAAGCCAACAACUUGACCGCUGUGGCGGGGGCAAAGGACAGUUACAGCCGGAACAUGGAGCAGAUAUGUGGUGGAGACAAACCAUACAUUGCACCAGUUGACCUCCAGCGCUAUCAUGAUGAUCUAAAGCAAACCUCUGUCCAGCAGUUCCGUGCUGUUAAGAAAAUGGGAGGUGUUGAGUUUAGCCAACGGUACCAGGAACAGCUGGAGUCUGAGCUUGAUGAAGCUUAUGCUAAUUUCAUCAAGCACAAUGAAAGCAAGAACAUUUUCUAUGCAGCAAGGACUCCUGCAACGUUGUUUGUUGUCAUGUUCGCUGCCUACAUAAUCUCCACAGUAACAGGGUUCAUCGGUUUAUCAGUGAUCGCUGUCCUGGCCAACCUUGUGAUGGGGGUGUCCUUGACGUCACUGUGUGCAUGGGCGUAUGUGAGAUAUUCAGGCGAAUAUCGAGAAGUAGGCGUGGCUAUAGACCUUACAGCAGAAGCCUUGUGGGAGCAGGUGCUGAAGCCACUGACCGAACAAUACAUGGAGGAAAAUAUUCGCCAGACUGUAGUGAACUCUAUAAGAGCCAGUCUGACUGAACAAGUGAAGCAAACUGCAAAGUUAAAAACCAACUGACAGCAUGCUGUGUCUCAUGUCUCUCCUGUUCAGUGUGUACAGAAUGUGUUUUUGCACAGUUUUAUUGUGGACUCUUAUACCCUUGGGUUGAACAGUUAAAACCAAAGUUUACAACCCAGACUAGACAUGAUACUCACCUAUAGUGAGUGUCUGAACCUUUGUCACUAUAAUGUAAUGAAACACAGGCAUACCUCCUGUGGGUUUUUUUUCUUCUUCUUUUAGAAGUAGCCAUAAAAAAAUCAAUCAGAAAAAGUUUUGUCCAUUUUACUAGUUUCAGUUAAUGCCUGGGUCCUUUUAGAUUUAUUCAUUCAUUUAUGUGUUUUGAAUUUAUAGUUGUCCCAUUUGAAUAUUUUCUGACUGCUCACUACGACAAUUUUUAAUUGUUUGUUUAAAAAAUGACUCCUUCAAUAAAUGCACUACUGCAUAUUGUAAAACCACGCAGAACUGCUCUAUACCAGUCUCCUCCCUCUAGACUUUCAAUUGUAUCAUAACCCCCAGCAUGUACAUGAAUGUAUAAAUAGUUUUUAUUAUAUUUCUAGAAAAUGGGAGGGGUGGGUUAGUUGAUAAUUGAGUAAUUAGAGAUUGUUCUACACUGUAUAUAAAUUCAUCUGCUCAUUUACUGCCAUAGUAUUUGUCACAUCAUACACAACCUGACAUUGGAAUGUGUGGGAUAACUUGCUUUGUCUGCCUUUUAAGGAUGUGUUGUAAUUUAUUUUUUAAGUGAUUAAAAAUAUUUAAAUAA
Ictalurus punctatus (channel catfish) is the source of this 2612-nucleotide messenger RNA. It is a transcript of the gene atl2, whose product is annotated as atlastin GTPase 2. NCBI's taxonomy places the organism in Eukaryota, Metazoa, Chordata, Actinopteri, Siluriformes, Ictaluridae. The transcript has 13 exons. Gene Ontology annotation, biological process: protein homooligomerization; endoplasmic reticulum organization. Gene Ontology annotation, molecular function: GTP binding; GTPase activity. The record is from RefSeq and is a predicted model, not a curated record. The coding region runs from base 68 to 1870 and encodes 600 amino acids.